Molecule: messenger RNA, 1014 nt
Organism: Topomyia yanbarensis
Lineage: Eukaryota; Metazoa; Arthropoda; Insecta; Diptera; Culicidae
Exons: 1
Coding region: 1-1014 (337 amino acids)
Source: RefSeq, a predicted model, not a curated record
AUGGACAAAUUGCUCCGUAAGAGGAAAUCGCACGCCCCACGACUCGAACGAGUUGGCCGCACUCUGGAAAAAAUGGAGGAUUCGGAACACGUCGAAGCCGAAGAUGUCAUCACUGAAAUGGAUAACCUCAACAGCAUUUGGUCGUCCUAUCUCGCCGUUCAUCAGACAAUAUUAGAUUUGGCUGAGGACGACGCCGCUUACGAGGAAGUGAUUCGCCAUCAGAUUGCUUUCGAGGAAGAAUAUUUGUCGCUCAAGAAGGGUUUAGGAAAGUUACAAAGGCGCAUAGAAUCCAGCGAACACGAGGUCACAAUCAACCAACAAAAUGGUGGCAAUACCAGCGUCAUCGAAACGCUCAUGCAGCAGCAAGCACAGUUUCUUCGAGCAAUUGCAAGCAAUGCAGGAGCUUCAACUUCAUCGAUUCCUCCUACAAACAACGAAGUACAGAACGACAUUCCAUCGCUUCCAGAUUUGAGGCUGCCCAGAAUGAAUCUGCCGAUUUUUAGCGGUAACUUUUUGGAAUGGCAGUCGUUUUACGAUCUCUUCAGUGGAUCCGUGCAUCAAAAUCCAUCGCUACGUCCGAGCCAGAAACUGUACUUCCUCAAAACACAUUUGGCAGGUGAAGCAGCAACGUUAAUUUCACACCUAAAUGUGGAGGAUGCCAAUUACCAACCAGCACUCCAAAAACUUCGAGAGCGAUACAACAAACCCCGCGAGAUAGCUAAUCUGCACAUCACCCGAUUCUUGAGCCAGCCACAUUUGACAGCUUCGUCCCCCUCCGGCUUGCGCUCCCUCCACGAUGUUUCAGAUGAAGUGAUUCGGGCCUUGGCAGCUCUCGAACGUGAAGGAAGAGAUAUUUGGUUAAUGCACAUCAUCUACGAAAAGCUGGAUGCGCACACUAAAGAAUUGUGGUGCCAGAAAAUAGUUGAGCUUGAGGAGGAUGCCGUCAACUUCGAUGCGUUAUUAAGGUUCAUCGACAAUCGAAGCUCCGCUCUGCAAUCGUCGCAACGCUCCUGA